CCGAAAGUAGGUGUCUGAUAAGUUAUCUAAAACUUUUAUCACCUGAGCACACAUUAUCUAUAAAUGAAUUCUUAUGACUAGGGCGAAAAUAUCAACAGUGUAAUUAUUUUUGGAAAAAUGAAAAAUGGUUCAUCAUACCGAACUUUUGAGAACCAACUCGUUGGACGAUGAGGCGGGCAGUUUUGUGGCUCCAGUGGGUGAUUACAGAAACGAUGUGGAUUGUGGGUGUAAGGCUUUGCCCUGUCUUACUGAAAGACUAAAUUUAGAAAAAAUUGCAAAACCUACUAUUUUUGUUUCUGUAUUAUCGUUCGCGGGAUUUUUAAAUGGGGUUAUUGUUAAGUAUUUUAGAGGAACAUCGCAAGUUUGGAGUCAACAUUAUGGGAUACCGCAAGACACUACUGAGUGGAUAAUAUAUAUAAAUGAAGUUUUUGUCGGCUUCUUUGCCUUGAUUGUGGCUUACUGGGGCAACAGAAAUCAUAGACCCAAAUGGCUUGGCACGUUAACGAUCUAUCUGGCAGUUUUUUGCAUUAUUUUGGUCAUUCCUGAAGGAUAUUUGCCUUACAAUAAGGGGGAAACCGAUAUUGAUGUUGUUAAUGGAAAGAUGUUGUGUACAAUAACGACCAAGAUGGAAAUUAACGUCUCAGAAGAGGCCAAUAAUAAUCAAAAAGUCGCCUUUGCAAUUUUGAUUUUAUAUCAAAUUAUAUAUGCUCUCUAUACUAUAUCGUUUAUAACUCAUGGAAUUACGUAUAUUGAUGACAAUAUUUCCCCCGGACAAGUUCCAGUUUCAAUAGCUACGGUAUUUGCCACUCAACGUAUGGGAAAACAAGCAGGUAUUUACAAAGCCUGGAUACCAUUUGUAUUCAAUACACAAAGUGUUUUUGUAUCAGUAGGAUGGCUUCUGGUCGCUUCAUUUCUACUUAUAGCAGGCAUAUUAUUAGCCAUGUUUCCUAAGGUGAUGCCAGGUACUUUACUAAGAAAAUCUGUCAACUCUUUACUAAGUAUUGCAUCUGGAAAUGCAGUUGUGGAGCCUAAGCAACAAACUGAUGGUUUCUCUAAAACCUUAUGGCGCAUCUUAAAAAACAAAAUCCUUCUUCUCAACAUAAUCGCAAUGAUGUUUAUGCAAGCUGCUAUAAUUAAUUUUAACAUCAAAGAGAAGGAUUUCAACCAAUCCAAGUAUCACGUGUCCAAAUACAACGAUAUUUCGGGAUAUAGUGAUCCAACAUUAAUACAAUUCACCACUAACUUACUUAAACAGCCUGUUAUUGCAAUAUCAUAUAUAACAGUAGGAGUGGUCAUUUCUAAAGUAAAACCCUGUGCUAAAUACCUUGUAUUAUGGAAUAUUAAGAUAUUUGUAGUAGUGCUGUUAGGAUUUGUAGGAAUAAGAUUUUUUAACUGCACAACAAAUCUACAAAAUCAAAUUGGAGGAAAGUUAACUAUCCCUUAUUGCAGCUGGAAUUGUGGAUGCCUAUUAGAUGGACCCUUUCAACCAGUGUGUCUUAAUGGAGGAACACAUUAUUCACCUUGUUGGGCAGGUUGCACGGAUUAUGACAGUUCUUUAAAGCUCUUUGGAAAUUGUACAUGUGGUGGUAGUGGCAGAUCAGUUGCAACAGAAGGUUCAUGUGAUGCUGACAGUUGCAGUACCCUCUGGGCAUUAGCGCAGACGCAUGGAGUAGUUUCUUCAGCUUUAUUGGGAACCGCAUUCAUUGUCUCAAUAAUUAUAACACUCAGAUGUGUUGAAACCAAAGAUAAGGCACUUGCUCUAGGAUUAUACUUGACGUUUAUCAGUUUGAUUCCUUAUUUACCUAUGAAAGCUAUUUAUGAUGCUAUUGGAGAUAAUUUUUGUCAAUCAUGGGGACGUCAAUCUUGUCUGUUCUACUCAGAAGGCUUUGGAUUACUUUUGGCUAUUAACACAAUUUGUUUAAAAGUUCUUGCUAUUUUGACUCUAGUUGCUUUAUAUUUUGUUAUUGGUAAAGUUGAACUUUUUACUAACAAGAACUCAAGAGCAGAAUCUGAUGAAGAUUUGUCAUAUUUGAGACGCCCAGGUGUAGUUCAUCAAACUGUGCCUAUUGCCAACAAUAAUAACCUACAAAGCAGUUCUUUAGAAGAGCCAGGAGUGUCAGCACAAAAUCCAAGUGAAAUCAGUGCCUUAAUACAUAAUCCUACUGAUAUCCUAAGAAACAAACAAAGAAGUGAAAGCAAGUUGGAUAAAGCAGUAAACCGUUCAAGCAAAAGUAAUCGAAUUAACUCCUAUUUAAGUGAAGGUGAUCUUGUUCCACCACUUAAUUCAAACCUUAAACUAAAAUCGCCUUCAAGAACAUCGAACUCAAAUAAUUCGGUUAUAUCCAGCGAUUCAUCAUUAUCAGCUAUUGCUAAUGCUGUGGGUGAUGAUCAUGAUAGUGACUUCUCAACUUUGCAACGUCCAGGAAGGGUCAAGGUAUUGCCAACUAAAUUAUCUCCUAAACUUAAUGCUAGGAAUGGAAAGCCAAAUCUUCAGGAAACUGAAUUUUAACAGUAUUGUUCAGUCAUAUACCAAUAUUAAUUUGUUCCUUACUGAUUUAUCUGGGAUUAAGGAGAUUUAAGGAACUUCAUUGGAUGUCUCUUCAUAGCUCUACCGCUUAAGCUUUGACAAUUGUAAAUAGUUAUUUAAUCGAUUAAACUAUUUAACCUGAGAAGGUGUUAUCUAACUUCUUAAUAAUGUAUAACUAGGCUUAAUUCCCAAAAAGAAUGUUUAUCUUUAUUAUUUAUUGUUUUUAUUAAACUAUUUUACAUUUAAA
Anthonomus grandis grandis is the source of this 2774-nucleotide messenger RNA. Its product is annotated as solute carrier organic anion transporter family member 2A1-like. Gene Ontology annotation, cellular component: membrane. NCBI's taxonomy places the organism in Eukaryota, Metazoa, Arthropoda, Insecta, Coleoptera, Curculionidae. The transcript has 8 exons. Bases 125 to 2509 code for a protein of 794 amino acids. The record is from RefSeq and is a predicted model, not a curated record. Gene Ontology annotation, biological process: sodium-independent organic anion transport; transmembrane transport.